Molecule: messenger RNA, 1586 nt
Organism: Saccoglossus kowalevskii
Lineage: Eukaryota; Metazoa; Hemichordata; Enteropneusta; Harrimaniidae
Product: krev interaction trapped protein 1-like
Biological process (GO): cell redox homeostasis; negative regulation of angiogenesis; regulation of establishment of cell polarity
Cellular component (GO): plasma membrane; cytoskeleton
Molecular function (GO): protein binding
Source: RefSeq, a predicted model, not a curated record
GCACAAAAUGGUGAUGUGUUUUGAAGUCGCGAUUGUAUUUUUGUUUUGAUUGCGAUAUUUUGACUUAUUUUGAAAAAUUGUAACUGUUUCUCGUCAGGAAUGGUAUGAUUUCAGAUUUUACGUAGAAACAUGCAUAUAUCAUUGGACCAUCAUUGCAACAUUAAUGGACUAACCAAGGUCGGAUAUUUGCUGAGAUCUAAGCGACCACACCCAACCAUACCUAUCGGUACUCCGUGUUCGCUACAUCCAGUACUAACAUGUGUUCAAAAUCUCGGAAUUUACUCCUGUUCUACUUGUUCAUUGUGAAACAUUCUACUAAAGUACAGAGAUAGUGCCAAUCGGGGGAUAACAUCGCACAAACUAUACGUAACAUUUUAAAAUUACGAGUGCCUUCAGACUAAACUCAACGUUUUUGGUCUAAGAUGGCAGCGGCGGUGGCGUCGACUUCAUCGCAUUCCCUGUCAGACGAACGUUACAAAGUCAAAGUACAUGUGACAAACCCUGUGUAUGUAACUGAGAUAAGUCAAUCAGAUUCACGAUGCUCAGCUGAAGAUGCUUUAAAACACAUGAAGACGUAUGACCUAUGUGACAUUACUGUUAUUAAUCCUGUGUUUCAUUGUGAACUGCCUUUUUCUGACCCGGAGAUCAAUCGGUUUUGUUCUGUAGACCAUGUUGUUCAAAAUCACUUUUACGGUCUUGGUAUACCAAACUAUGAGAGAAUAACACCACCAUCAGAAACUAGUUUUAGUAAAAGUUGGGUUGAUGAAUUCCCUCUACAUAGUGCAGCCCUGGAAGGAGAUAUACCACGAAUAAAACAACUACUAUCUGAUGGUUAUAAUCCUCACCAACAAGACAAAGAAUCAUGGACACCAAUACAUUACAGUUGUUGGUAUGGUAAAAGUGAAACAGUUAAAGUAAUAUUACAACAAGGAAGAUGCUCACCAACUGUAGAAAAUGAGAACGGUUCAACACCACUUCACUUUGCAGCAAUGAGAGGAUAUCCCAAGGUAGUUCAACUGUUACUGGCACACCAAGAGAUAGAUAAGGGAGCUCUAGACAAGGAUGGUAAAACUCCCUUACAUCUGUGUGAAGAAUGCCGACAAAAUGAAUGGGAAGCUGUCUCCAAACUACUGAGGGAUGCUAUGAGGAGGCCGGCUCCCAAGAUAGAUGUUCAUUUACUGGAUCUGGAUAGUUCUCAUGUCGUCCUGGAUUUAGUCUCUGGGAAUAAUACAACAGUCCAUCAAUUACUCAGGCAACUUGAUUUACCCAAUGGUUGUGAACAUCUCUUUGCAAUAUGGAUCGCUUCAAAGAAUUUACAUUUACAAAUGAGAGCGGAACAUAAGCCUUUACUUCACAUGAAAUCAUGGGACAUUAUUGUUAAACAAUUAACUAACUACAAACCUGAGGCUGAGAAGCCACGAUUGUAUUUACGACGAGAUGCUAGGUUAGCCUUAUCGGUUGAAAAUAAGGUUAAGGAUCCUCAGGCUAUAAAAUUGCUAUUUGAUGAGUGCCUAGUAAAUGUGUUAAAGUCAAUGUACCCAGCUACAGAUGAAGAUGCAAUAUCUUUAGCAGCAAUAUUGAUGCAG